UGCGGGCGGAGCUACGGCUGCAACGGGAGCCGCCGGGACCGGCGCCGCCAGCCUCGGGGGACGCCGCGCCGCGCAAAGGUGAAAUGCGCUCGCUCGCUCGUCACAGGAAGGCAGCAGCGGAAGCCGUGACGUCGCUGAGAGCGGGCUCCUCCCCUCCGAUGAUAAGCCACUCCCACAGGGUGCCGCUGCUGAGCCCGGCGGCGGGCGACGAAGAGCGCCGACGGCGCCGCGUCCUCUCCAAAGACGGCCGCAGCAACGUGACCGUGGCGCGCGUGAGCGGGCGGCGGGGGCUCUACCUGCGGGGGCUCUACCUGCGCGACCUCUGGACCACCUUCCUGGACAUGCGCUGGCGCUACAAGUUCUUCUUGUUCUGCGCCACCUUCGCCGGCACCUGGUUUCUCUUCGGCCUGCUCUGGUACCUGCUGGCCGCCACGCACGGCGACUUGGCGGACUCGGCGGCGGGCUCCGAGCACACGCCGUGCGUGACGGAGGUGCGGACGCUAACGGGCGCCUUCCUCUUCUCGCUGGAGUCGCAGACCACCAUCGGGUACGGCUCCCGCGUCAUCACCGAGGAGUGUCCCGCCGCCAUCGUGCUGCUCGUCUUCCAGCUGGUGGUCACCAUGGCGAUGGAGAUCUUCAUCACCGGCACCUUCCUGGCCAAGGUGGCCCGGCCCAAGAAGCGCGGCGAGACGGUCAAGUUCAGCCGGCACGCCGUGGUGUCCACGCAGGAGGGGCGGCCGUGCCUGAUGGUGCGCGUGGCCAACAUGCGCAAGAGCCUGCUGCUGGGCUGUCGGGUGACGGGGAAGCUGCUGCAGACGUGGCCGAGCGAGGAGGGCGCGGCGCUUCGUCUGGACCAGCGCAACGUUUCCUUCCGGGUGGACACGUCCAGCGACAGCCCCUUCCUCAUCAUCCCCUUGACCUUCUACCACGUCAUCGACGACGGCAGCCCCCUGCGAGCCUGGGCCGCCCGAGGUGGCGACCAAGCGGCGGACUUUGAGCUGCUGGUGAUCCUGAGCGCCACGGUGGAGCCCACGUCGGCCACCUGCCAGGUGCGCACCUCCUACCUCCCCGACGAGAUCCUGUGGGGCUACGAAUUCCCGCCGGUGCUGUCGCUGUCCGCCUCGGGGGCCUACGUGGCCAACUUUGCCUCCUUCGACCAGGUGGCCCAAGCCGAAAGGCGGCCGGCGGACGGCGAGAAGACGCCGAGGCCCGAGCGGCGCCGAGACGGCGGCGCGCCGAGCCUGCGCAUCAGCAACGUUUGAGCCGCGGACAGGAAGUGGCCUGGCGUUCUCUUUGGUCUCCUUGUCUUGUUUUCUUGCCUCAACAUAAUAAAAGUCCAAAUGGCCUUUU
Molecule: messenger RNA, 1350 nt
Organism: Hippocampus zosterae (dwarf seahorse)
Lineage: Eukaryota; Metazoa; Chordata; Actinopteri; Syngnathiformes; Syngnathidae
Product: ATP-sensitive inward rectifier potassium channel 10-like
Exons: 6
Coding region: 84-1262 (392 amino acids)
Biological process (GO): regulation of monoatomic ion transmembrane transport; potassium ion import across plasma membrane
Cellular component (GO): plasma membrane
Molecular function (GO): inward rectifier potassium channel activity
Source: RefSeq, a predicted model, not a curated record